AACUCCGGGAAGAGUUCCUUGUCAUAUUGGAUUCGAGGAAAAUUCGGGAAAUAAGCGGCGCUUUUAAAAUGACAAAACACUUUCAUUUAAGCGAGUGAGGGUCUCGGUGGUCAGUCCGUCCAAAACUGUAACUGAGAACACGGUCACGUUUGUGCGGUCGCGAGCGUUCAAACUGCGCCUUUGCGCAACAGCCGCCUCGUUUGGAGGAGUCCGGUCAGUGCACAAAGACAGCGCCGGAGAGAGAGCAGCCAUACAGCCACAGCAACCGUCUCCACAUCCACUCGGCUAAAUCCUCCGCCGGAACUCCAAAGUUGUUCCUCGUGAAGGCCGAGUCUAGGUACAGCCUUUUAACAAAGGUCUGCAAGAUGGAGGAAACGGGCACUGACGCGACCCCGAACAACGACAAGUGCUGUCAGACCGAAACACUGUGGCACUGCAGUUGCCAGCCGGCUCCACAGCAAGAGGGCUGUGACCAACCGCAAGUGCAUAUUAUCGAGCCAGGAGACCUGCCUCUUCUUCAGCAACAGCUCCAGACUUCGAAGACAGGAAUCCAACAAAUAAUUGAGUGCUUUCGCUCAGGUACGACCCAGCUCAGGCACAUGUUGUUGAAGGAAGUUGACACCAUCUUUGAGUGCAGGCUUUGCCGAAGUCUUUUCCGUGGUCUACCCAAUCUCGUCACACACAAAGAGUUCUACUGCUUUUCCGGACAUCAUGAGCAAGAUGAUUCUUCUGAACCAAACAAGCAGAACCAGGCUGUCAAAGAGCUUCUAGAGGCAAUCUAUCCACAAAGAGACAAGCAGGAACAUGUGAUUCAGUUGGAGACUAUAGAUACUAACCCCAAUGCUGUGUUCCAACACCUGACUGUCGAGAAUUAUGAGAGUGAGAAUGUGACCAUGCCCACUAAUUCCAUUCAGCCAGACCCUGUACCGCAGAAACCGCAUCGCCGCAAGUCUUCUGUUGCCCCGAAAAAGAUUGAACAGCAAGACAUUGUGGACACAGAUGAUGACAUGGAUACAGCAUCGAAUAAAUCUCUAGAGAAAACAGAUGCAAAUUUGGAAGAAAAGGGCAACACGGAACAGGAUAAGAGUGUGGAAAAUGAAGAAGAAGCCGCCCCUGAGAUGAAGGAAACGAGGAUAUCUUGCUGCCUCUGUCGAAAGGACUUCAGCUCGAGGAGCAGCAUCCGCCGUCACUGCCGUAAGAUGCACCGGCAGAAGCUGGAGGAGUUGUGCAAGUUCACUGAAACACGCACAGUACCCAUCAGCUUACUGUCUAUGGUAAAGACCAAGCGUGUGGAAGAUCCUCAACCAGCCACUGGCAAGAGUUGCCCUGUCUGCCAAAAGUCCUUCGCUACCAAGGCGAAUGUACGUCGUCACUUUGAUGAGGUGCACCGAGGACUGAAGCGAGACUGCAUCACACCAGACAUCGCCACCCGACCUGGCCAACCACUUUUGCUCGAGGGUUCACCUGUUUCACCAAAACAGCCCAGCACCUUUGCAAAGCAAGACCAACAAGAGGCCACCAUUACAACCUCUCGGUGCAGGCUGUGUCGAAGGAAAUACAGCUCACAAGUCAUGUUGAGGAGACAUAUGCGCAUUGUCCAUAAGGUUCACACAUUGGAGAAUGGUUCCUCCUCCAGUCGUGCUGUCUUCUCCAGAAAAAACAAAAUAAAGACCGAACCUGAUGAGGAGAUUUGCUCCGGAAAAAGUAGUCUUCCUACCGUUGUGUCCUCUUCAGCUGAUGUAGAUAAGAGCACAGCGUGCUCGCCAUCGAAGCCUAAAGUAACAGAGGACAGUGGAAAUGUCCCGAUAAGUUUUGACUUCAAGCAGAUGUAUUGCUGGCUAUGCAAGCGACAGUUCAGCUCUAGUCAGAACCUGACCAAGCACAUCACCGAGCUGCACAUGGAUGGUAAUGACAGUAUCUACAUCAAGUUUUAUGGGUGUCCUAUAUGCAGAUACGAAUCGCGGCGAAAACGAGAUGUCAUCCGUCACAUAACCGUGGUUCACAAGAAGUCCUCUCGCUACCUGGCUAAGAUCAUGCCGAUCCUCGAGAGUCGUGCGGUGAAGAAACCAGCCGAGGUUGUGCUAAAUAGUAGUGGGAAGAGCACGUCUUCAAAAGAGGACAUAUCUGGAAAGUACCAUGCUCCAUCAUCCAGCAUGCUAACAACAUCAGACCAAGCAACUCCAUCCAAAAUGAAUCUGCAAGACGACUCCUGGUCACCUGGGUUGAAGAAAAGCGAGUCCUCGGUCUACCUGAACACUCGUAAAAAUUCUGCCCUCACAUCUCUUAACACUGCGAAUCACGAUCAGGAACAUUCACACCUCACCAAAUUAUGUAAACAAGAGAAGAAACCUCAAGAGCCAAAGAAUCCACAUGUCACCCGGAGCCACAAACCGAGCAGAGGACCUCCCAUCACUAGAAGCCAGGAGUCAAGCACAGAGGUGAGGGUUACUAAGAACUUUUCUCUGCAUGGAUGUGACAUGUGCAGUCGAGCAUUUGCCAAGAAGGUUUUUCUAGAGACGCACAGACGAAGCCAUAAGACCAGUGUCAAUACCCCAACUGGAAGCACUAAAGUACAGGGAAGAAGCACUCGGUCAAAGGCGUUGAUAUGAUAUUGACAUCCAUAUAAAUGACACAUGCUCACUGGAAUGUAUAGAUCUUCAGCAAAUAAAACGCAGCAGCAAAGGAACGGAAAAGCUUUACCUGAAACUGAAUGGCUUCUAAGAGGAAGGAUGAUUGAAGAUCUUGAGAAGAACCUGCACCGAGUAUUCUGUUUUAGUACUGCAGAGGGCGCUGCGACCAAACUUUUCUUAUCCUCUAACACAGACCUUAUAGAUUGUUCUCUACCAGUUACUGAGUUUUUAAGCAUUUGAAGGAUAUCUUUUUUUUUUUUUUUUUUUAACUUUUUUGUUUUAUUUUAGUAGUCUGUUGACAACACGGUUGUCUUUUAAUGAAGUAUAUUUGUGCAGAGUACAGUUUUACUUAGUUACAUAUGGUUACUCAUCUGCAUUAUAGGUCACAUCUCAACUUUUGCUCUCGACCUGUAUUGUGUGAUCGAGAGCACUGCCGCUAAUGAAAAAUCAGUUUGUUCCCUAUGACACGUGGCGCUUUAAAGAAAUUCUGUUGGUGGUUCAGAAUGAAAACGGCUCAUAUAAAUCCGAGUGCUUGUACAGUUAGAGAUAACUGAUUUGACUUGAGAUGAUGCUUAAAAGUAGCUUAACAGUACAUUUAUUUUAGGCCUUUUGACUUGUCAAACCUCUGACGUUCAUCUAAAUGUAGCCUAUAUAACAUUUAAAUUAGAAUUGACUAAUGAACUAAUCAGUAAAUUAAAACGUUGUACAUUCAGAUCCAUACAAUUUUUUUUUCAUGUUCUUUUUGAAACGGAUCAGUGAAUGAAUGCUAGAACCGACGAUGUACUUGUCUCUUACGUAACUUUUUGGUUUGCUUUUAGUUUACACUGCUCAGAUGUAAAAGCUUGCUUAACUGUAAAUGCUCUGCGCAACACUUUGGAUAGAUAUCUGAAGGAUUAUUUUUCCUUAAAACCAUUUUAAUACGUUAAUGUUGCAUAUAUAAGUGCUUACUUUAAAAAAAAUAAUUAAAGCUGCACUGUCCAGUUCUACUUAGCAAAUACUAGAUGACAGCUAAAAGCUAUUAAACGAGGAAUCCACCCAUAUUUUUUUUUUCUGUACCCUCAUUUCAAAUUCAUGCAUGUGUAUUAGACAAGAAGGCUCUGGUCCUAACCUUACACAUGCCCAGACCUUUCCUCUGGCAAGUCGGGGUUGCAUGGCUUGUUUUUGCAGAAUUAAAAUAAAGUUUAAAAAAAAAAAAAAAAUAUAUAUAUAUAUAUAUAUAUAUAUAUAUAUAUAUAUUUAUAUAUAUAUUUAAUAAAUAUAAUUAACCAACCAACUGAUUUUAUGUUCAACAUUUAAUUAUUUUCUGUCAAAAAAGUGGUGUCAUAAAAAUUUGCCCAGAAAUCAUGCCAAUCCCUUUGAGAGAUUUGAGAAAUAACCUUAAAAUGAAUUGCAAAAAUAAUUUGUUUUUGGAGGCCGUUUAUUUUGCUUUUCACGGUGUUCAAAAUGAACUUUACUCGCAGAUAUUCACAGACCUCUGAAGCAUCGACUAAUUGAAAAUGAAUAAGGUGAAAGGUCUGCCUUAACCCUACGAUUGGUCUGCACCAGUAUGUUUGUGCAUGUGCAAAAUGAUUGACGGUCACCAAGGUCUCUAUCUAAAACUGAUGCUUUUGGUGGACAAUGUGUGAUUUAGUUCUUGGUUACAGGGACAGUCACAUACAUUUACUCAGAGAAUCUAUUAUCUAUUACCGUUAGCGGUCAGAAUGUAAAAGAAAAAGAGACAAGUUUAUCCCAUGUUUAAAAAAAAUAUGACGGUGCAGCUUUAACCCAUAUCUACCAUUCCACAAUGAAUGAAAAUGCUGCUAAUCCUUUUGCAUUGUAACUACUGUUUGUGCUCAUGUUUCUGCUUCCCUUUAAUCAGUCAGUGCUGCUCAGGUUGUGCUAAGACAAGUUUUUUUAACAGAGUAUGACUGUUUGAUAAUAUCUAUCAAUAAUAAGUCAGAACUGUGAUCAAAAGGUUCAUUAGAUACUACUGCAUCUGUUUUGUAUAAUAUUGCUCUUAUUAGCUAACAGUUCAAAAAUAUAUCUAGACCUAAAAAUGACCUCUGUCUCCUUUAGUAUGUAACAAUUCAUUAGAGUUAUUUGAGUGUAUUGAGUGAAAUGAAGUCAGUCUUCGAGUCUUGGCGUGCAUAAAGAACGCUUCUGCUUGUUACUCUGUACAUUUUUGACAUAAGGUGUAACAUUUUAAAAGGUAAUCGGCAAGACUUGUAAUGUAUAUAUAAACACACGAUACUUGCAUUCCUAUCCCUGCUUCACUAGAAAUAACUUUGUUCAAAUAAAGAUUUUAAAAUUGCA
Messenger RNA from Tachysurus fulvidraco (yellow catfish), 4922 nucleotides. RefSeq names its product zinc finger protein 800a (gene znf800a). NCBI's taxonomy places the organism in Eukaryota, Metazoa, Chordata, Actinopteri, Siluriformes, Bagridae. The coding region runs from base 366 to 2609 and encodes 747 amino acids. The record is from RefSeq and is a predicted model, not a curated record. The transcript is spliced from 6 exons.